ACGAUGUUCAUCUCUCCGCUGCUGAGACUUUUAAUCCACUGUACCUCUGCUAAACUUCGCUGAAGUUGUUACUGCUGCUGAACAAACCUGCGUGUGAUUCUUGCCUUGUAUGUGCGCAUGUCGGCUUUCUAAAGGAACAGAAAAUGGCCAAGAAACACAAACACAGUCCUGUUCAGAGGACCAACGACAGCAGUAUCGUUAGCAAGUGCUCAAUGGCUUCCAAAGGAUACGUGACGGACCAUUUCACCGGACUUUUCGUGGCCAAAUGCGCUCGGAGAUCGCCUCUCAUCAACCGCGGCUACUACGUUCGAGCCAAGUGCAUGACUCAGCUCUUCGAAGCCUUCCACUCCGCCUUCGGGAACGAGACGUGCCAAGUCCUGUCCCUGGGUGCAGGCUACGACGCCAACUACUUCAGGCUAAAAGCGGCCAGCGCGUUGCCCGUAAACUGUCGUUACUUCGAAGUGGACCUGUCGUUAGUCGUCGCCAACAAGAGAGGCAUCAUCGAGAGUUCUACCGAGCUUCGUUCGCUAGCCAACGCGCUGACUUCGGGGUCCCGGUCGCAGUACAGUCUCCUGGGCCAGGACAUUCGCGACGUCGUAAGUUUGGAGUCCGGGCUACGAGCCGCAGGCCUUGACUUUAGCGUGCCAACACUCGUGAUAGCGGAGUGCGUGCUUUCGUACCUGGACACGAAGCAUUCCGACCGUCUCGUCCAGUGGACGUCUAGCGCGUUUGACAUCGUGGCCCUGGCGGUGUACGAACAGGUGGAACCGAAGGACGCCUUCGGAAUCGUCAUGACGGGGCACUUCGAGUCGCUCGGCUCACCGCUCAAGUCCCUGCGCGAUUACCCGAACGUGGCGUCUCUCAGGGACAGGUACUUGUCGCUCGGUUACGAGUCGUGCGAAUGCAUCAGCGUGUCCGAGUACCUCGGCACGCUGGACGCCAAGGAAGUUUCACGGUUCCAGGGACUCGAGCCUUUCGACGAAUUCGAGGAGUGGCUCGAAAAAUGCGCCCACUACGCUUUCGCCGUGUCCAGGAAAGGACGGGCCUUCGAUGCCUUUCUUCCAGAAGGCUUCGCUCGGCAUGACGUCGCUGGUACGCCCGCAAUCUCGACCUUAGGGCCGGUAGAGUGGACGCUUCACGGCGUGGACUCGAGCUUGCGUAGGUUCGGCCACUCGUCCGCACUGACUACAGACGGCAAAGUGAUCACGGCAGGCGGCUUCGCCGAAAACGCCGGAAAACACUCGCGCGUCUUCGAGGCUGUCCUGACAGACCCAACGACCUUCCACUCAGAACCCAUCGGCGCGUGCUUUGAGGGUAGACAGCACUUCGCCAUGUUGUGUUUAGACGACGGCUGCGUUUUGGUAAACGGCGGUCGCACGUCGCCUCUUCGAUCUUGCGACACCGACGUCGCCUUGACCCCUUCUCGAGACGGGUCGUACGUAGCCGAGAGGUCGCAGUUUGCUCAUACACCUACUCCAAGAUGGAGGCACACCCUGACAAAGCUCAGAAGUGCAGAGGGCCGCGAGCAAGCAGUCCUGUUUGGUGGUCGGACACCGUGCGACGCUGCAUUGAGCGACACUCACGUCCUAGACGUCAUCGAAGGGUCGUGGAGCGAAGUGCCUGAAGGUGUAGUGUGGCCCGAGCCACGACACAGCCAUGCCGCUGUUGCUGCCGAAGAUCAGUCCUCUGUGAUCGUCACGUGUGGCUUAUCGAGCAGCGAGAAACCUCUUAACUGCGUGUACAGUUUUGACAUUGCUACGCUAAGCUGGGAAGAGAUUCCUGUGGAAGGCCUCCUACCUAGGUUCGGUCAUACCGCACAUCUCGUACGCCCGACCACAGUGGUGCUUGUCGGCGGAGUGAGCGGCAGGAGUGGAGAACCCUGUGGUCUGGCAACCAUAGACCUGGUUUCCAUGGUCUGCAGGGAAGUGUCACUCCCAGGGCAGGACCCAGAACACCCCUUUAUGACCUUUGGCCACAGCAGCGUGCUUAUCGAAGAUUCCAACAAUAACUAUAAAAUUCUCGUUAUUGGUGGCGGAGGAAACUGCUUCUCGUUUGGCACCCACUUCAACCGCUACGUUGCAACGAUCGAUGUGAGAAGACUGUUGGAGUGUGAAUCGUGUGCAGCUUUAUUUUGAACAGAUGCUACAGUAGAUAAUGUACAGAUGACAAUUUGCUCCACCUAGACUUCCUGCUCCUUUGGACUUUUGCCAUCGUGCUCAUACCACAAAAUCCAGGAAAACCAAUGCUUCUCGAAUGUGGACAUAACAUCUGCAGCUUUCAGGCCCUGAAAUUCAAGUGUCCAUCUAUUAGCUGCAACAACUUCAGUCUUGGAGGAGUACCCCAAGUCAUUUAUUUACUGGUCACUGAACACCCAUUCAACAUCACUUUCUUA
Messenger RNA from Rhipicephalus sanguineus (brown dog tick), 2392 nucleotides. RefSeq names its product tRNA wybutosine-synthesizing protein 4. Gene Ontology annotation, molecular function: tRNA methyltransferase activity; protein binding. The coding region runs from base 144 to 2135 and encodes 663 amino acids. The transcript is spliced from 2 exons. NCBI's taxonomy places the organism in Eukaryota, Metazoa, Arthropoda, Arachnida, Ixodida, Ixodidae. The record is from RefSeq and is a predicted model, not a curated record. Gene Ontology annotation, biological process: wybutosine biosynthetic process; tRNA methylation.